Pogoniulus pusillus (Red-fronted tinkerbird) is the source of this 1855-nucleotide messenger RNA. RefSeq names its product ovalbumin-related protein X-like. NCBI's taxonomy places the organism in Eukaryota, Metazoa, Chordata, Aves, Piciformes, Lybiidae. The transcript has 7 exons. Bases 1 to 1164 code for a protein of 387 amino acids. The record is from RefSeq and is a predicted model, not a curated record. Gene Ontology annotation, biological process: negative regulation of endopeptidase activity. Gene Ontology annotation, molecular function: serine-type endopeptidase inhibitor activity.
AUGGGUUCUGUCAGUGUAGAAAGUGCAGACUUUUCUUUUGAUGUAUUCAAAGUGCUGAAAGCCCAGCAUGUCAACGACAACAUCUUUUGUUGUCCCCUGAGCAUCCUUUCAACCCUGGUCAUGGUCUAUCUUGGAGCAAGAGGUAACACUCGAUCUCAGAUGGCGAAGGUUCUCCACUUUGACAAUGGCACAGGAAUUGGAGAAACUACUGAUUCCCAGUGUGCCACUCCUGAAUACAUCCGCAGUUCAUUGAAGGACCUUCUCUUAGACAUCACCAAGCCAAAUGCUUCAUACUCACUCAAGAUUGCUGACAGGCUGUAUAUUGAAAAAACAUACCCUGUUCUUCCGGAAUACUUACAGUGUGUAAAGGAUUUCUAUGAAGCGGAGCUGAAGGAAGUUAACUUCAAAACAGCUGCAGAGGAAGUAAGGCGGCUUAUUAAUUCCUGGGUGGAGAAACAGACAGAUGGACAAAUAAAAGAUUUCAUUGUGCCGGGAUCUGUUGGUCUUGAUACUGCACUGCUAUUUGUGAAUGCUGUGUACUUCAAAGGGCUAUGGAAGACCUCAUUUAAAAAAGAAGACACUCAGGAAGUACCCUUCAAUGUGACAGAGCACGAAAGCAAACCUGUGCAAAUGAUGUGUCAAAACAGCACUUUCAGAGUGGCAGAGGUGACUUCAGAGAAAAUGAAGAUCCUGGAGAUUCCAUAUGCCAGUGGAGAGCUGAGCAUGUUGAUACUGCUGCCUGAUGACAUUUCUGGCCUGGAGCAGCUUGAGAACAAAGUCAGCUUUGAAAAACUCACAGAGUGGACCAGUCCUAAUGUGAUGGAAAAGAAGAGAGUCAAAGUGUACCUCCCACGCAUGAAGUUUGAAGAAAAAUAUAACCUGACCUCUGUCUUAGCAGCCUUGGGUAUGAGUGACCUGUUCAGCCCCUUGGCCAAUCUGUCUGGCAUCUCCUCAGCAGAAAGCCUGAAGCUGUCUGAGGCCAUCCAUGAGGCACACAUGGAAGUCAAUGAAGAGGGCACCUCUAUGUCUGGCUCUGAGGAUGUGUUGGGAGACAUCAAACAUUCCCCUGAGAUUGAGUUCAGGGCUGAUCACCCUUUCCUUUUCGUGAUCAGACACAACCCAACCGACAGCAUCCUCUUCCUUGGUAGAUACUCUUCUCCCUAAGGAGAAAAAGGAGCUGGAAAUAAUGCUUGUCUCCCCAUCAGAAGCAGCUCCCCUUUACUGUAGUACUGUAGUAUCAUCUCUUCAAUAUUUUCUGCCUUCAGUAGCUUGAUAUUUUUGAAACAGUUCACAGAUUUUCCUGUCUUUAGUUGCAAGUGUUUCUGCUUACAUAACCUGUAGUCAGGACUUAAAUCCAGGACUGAUCAAGAAUUCCAGAAGAUAGUUUAGGAAUAUUUCUCAUCAUCGUUGAAUAAGCUGAGAGACAGAGCCAGUGUUGUAAUUUUUGUAAGAAAGCCUGCCACUGCUACUGAGAAUCUAUUUUCUCCAUUGAAGUUCUCUGAAACAAACACAUCUUUCAGAAUAAUCCUGUUCCUUUCUGUUGAACGUACUGGGCAAUCAUCCUUGAAUUGAUGCCUCUACUACAUGGAGAUGAAAUUCUAAACUUCAGAAAAAAAACAACUUCUCCCAGGAAUGCAUUUGGGCUUCUUUGUGCUGCAGGUACUGCAAGGCUGUGCUUCCUGUUCUGAGGAAGCAUACAGAAAGCCUGCCAUUUCUUCAUAAAUCAUCAUGUCUAAGUACAGCUUCUUCCUGACUCACAUAAUUUCCCAUUGUCAUACCAGUGACAUAUCAAUGACUUUAUGGAUGUUAAUUGGUGGUCCUUCUAUUUAUUCUAAUAAAAGCAUUGCAAACCAAA